Messenger RNA from Arachis ipaensis, 2471 nucleotides. RefSeq names its product Pentatricopeptide repeat (PPR) superfamily protein. Gene Ontology annotation, molecular function: zinc ion binding; RNA binding; protein binding. The record is from RefSeq and is a predicted model, not a curated record. Lineage: Eukaryota; Viridiplantae; Streptophyta; Magnoliopsida; Fabales; Fabaceae. Gene Ontology annotation, biological process: RNA modification.
AGAAAUUAAGAUGAUGAGGUCCCUGAACAUUUAUGCUAAAUAAGCUAAUUUCAAUCUAGUUUUCUAACUAAUUUAUUGCAGUAGAAUCACAUCAAAAUUUUAGCAGUGUGUUCAAAUCACAAUGAAGCAUACUAAACCAGAGAAGAAAUAUACUGUAUAAUCAAUGUCUUAUAUCAUGAAGAGAAAUUAAGAGAAUUAUUUAUGGGAUGAAUUAGUUCUCUGCCCCCUAACUAAGCAGCACCACGCACCUAUGAGAGGUUUCAUAACGAAGAAAGCAACAAUAUUGAUACCAUGGACUCACCCAACUCUUAACCUACGCCACCCCACCCUUGAAUCCUUCGUGUGGAACAACCUCAUCCGCUCAACUACCCUCCAACCACCACUCUCCAUCUACCUCCGCAUGCGCCGCCAUGCCAUCGUCCCAGACCUCCACACUUUCCCUUUCCUCCUCCCUUCCCUCACCCACCUCCCCCUUGCGCACUCUCUUCACGCCCACACCUUCCUUUUCGGCCUCCACACUCAUCCAUUUACCCAAACCUCCCUCAUUGCCAUGUACUCUUCCUGUGGAUGCCUCAACUCUGCACGCCAAGUGUUUGAUGAAAUUACUCUACCGGAUGCCCCCUCUUAUACCGCUGUAAUUCAUGCGUAUUGCAAGGGUGGUAUGGUAGAUAUUGCUCGGAGGAUGUUUGAUCAGAUGACUGACAAGAAUGUGUUGUCCUAUAGCUGCAUGAUCAAUGGCUAUGUUAAGUGUGGUGAGCACGCGGCUGCGCUCGGUUUGUUUCGCAAUUUGCUUGCGUUGGAAGGUAGUGGAGCAGGUAGUGAAAUCAAGCCGAAUGAGUUCACUUUCUCUGCGGUGCUGUCUGCUUGUGCAAAACUGGGUGCACUUCAACAUGGGAAGUGGGUUCAUGCUUAUAUUGGUAGGUGUGGAAUGAGGAUCGAUGUUGUGUUGGGGACAGCUUUGAUUGAUAUGUAUGGGAAGUGUGGGGAUGUUGAGAGGGCGAGAUGCGUGUUUGAUGAGAUUGGGCAUGAUGAGAAGGAUGUGAUGGCUUGGAGUGCAAUGAUCUGCGCUUUUGCGAUGCAUGGGCGAACAGAGGAAUGCCUUGAGAUGUUUGGGAGGAUGGUUGAUGAUGGGGUGAGUCCUAAUGCUGUGACAUUUGUGGGUGUUCUUUGUGCUUGUGUGCAUGGUGGGUUGGUUAGGGAAGGGGAUGAGUUUUUCAAGAGGAUGGUGACUGAGUAUAGUGUUAGACCAUUGAUCCAACAUUAUGGAUGCAUGGUGGAUUUGUACGGAAGAGCAGGGCGCAUCGAUGAUGCUUGGAAUGUGGUGAAAUCGAUGCCUAUGGAGCCUGAUGUGAUGAUAUGGGGUGCUCUGCUUAGUGGGGCUAGGAUGCAUGGAGACAUUGAAACGUGUGAGGUAUCGAUAAAGAAGCUUCUUGAGUUGGAUCCUUCAAAUAGUGGUGCCUAUGUGCUUCUUUCUAAUGUGUAUGCAAAGCUUGGAAGGUGGAGGGAAGUGAGGCAUUUGAGAGAGCUUAUGGAGGCUAGGGGAAUCAAGAAAGUUCCAGGAUGUAGUUUGGUGGAGAUCGACGGCGUUCUUCAUGAGUUUUUCGUGGGAGACGAUUCUCAUCUAGAAACACAAGAUAUAUAUAGGAUGCUUGAUGAGAUUAUGAAGAGGCUGAAGAGGCAAGGUUAUGUUGGUGACACAAGUGAGGUGUUGCUUGAUUUGGAUGAGGAAGGAAAAGAGUCUGCGUUAUCUCUUCACAGCGAAAAACUUGCAAUUGCUUAUUGCUUCCUCAAGACAAGGCCAGGCACCACAAUAAGGAUUGUGAAGAACUUGAGGAUUUGUAAGGAUUGUCAUGUUGCAAUCAAGAUGAUGUCUAGGGAAUUUAACAGGGAGAUAAUUGUUAGAGAUUGCAACCGUUUUCACCAUUUUAAGAAUGGGGCGUGUUCUUGCAAAGACUAUUGGUAAGUACAAUAGAGAACUCGGCUGUUUUCCACGUUAAAAUCUCAAAACAAUGAAGAAAAGUUUGGUCAAUCAUUUCGUUUUUAGUUAGAGUUCUCAAAUCAAGUCAUGACAUGGUAAUAUUUAGGGUUUAAGUUGAGUGAUUAAUUGAUUGGAAGAGAAUUGGAAGGAGUGAUGUCCAUAAUCAUCCAAUUGGAUUACUCAGUGAGUCUCUGAUUCUUACAUGAGAUUUGGACACUAUUAAAGUCCCUUAGACCUUAAAGAAGGAUAUGAGAUAGAUGUCCAAGUAAAGUAAUGAAGUUUCUGCAUUUUUCAUGAGAAGGAAGGCUUAAGAGGGGUUAAAACUAGAAGCUGGAAGAAGCUACUAACCUUGGCUCAAUUAACAACUACAGUGAUAUUUUUUUUUAUCAUUAGUGUACAUGCAUUAUCAACUUGCUUAUGGUUUUACAUGAGACAAAAUAAGGGAAGAUGGUAAUUGUACUGUUGUAACAAAUGAUUAUAAUAACAUUUCAAC